UUUCCAUACUGACAAAUGAUUGCUUUAAUCGAAGCUUGUCAUGUCAGAAUACUGGAAGUCCACACCUAAAUACUGGUGCAAGCACUGCAAAACCUACGUCCGCGACACUGCCUUCGAGCGCACCCAACACGAAGCCACAGGUAAACACCAGGGUAACCUCAGGCGCUUCCUGCGCGAUAUCCACCGCAACAACGAACGCGACGAGCGGAAAAAUCAACAAGCGAGGAAUGAAAUCGAGCGGCUGAAGGGUGUUGUCUCUGGAUCGUCCAAGACAGGAGAGCAACAGCGCCCACCAUGGAAACAUGGGCUAGGGGGCGGUUCAGGCGCAGGUCCAGCUACGGGUGCAAAUGCGGAAUCGAGCGCAUCUCUCUCUGCAAACGCAGAGCAGCGGAAGCGUCAACUGGCGCAGUUAGUGGAACUCGGAGUUGCUAUCCCGGAGGAGUUUAGGCCGCAUUUGGCGCUCGCGGGAGAUUGGAAAGUUGUUGAAGAGACAACAGCGGAGGAAAAAGGGCACGAGCAGGAUCCUAUGGCUGGGUUGAAUAUUGGCGUCAGGAAAAGAAAGUUUGAAGGACAGGAGGAGGAGGAGGCUGCGGGAGAGACGGUGAUGAGGAAAGGGUGGGGAUCGACGACAAGGGCGUUCCCUGAUGAUGGGAAGGAUAUUGACGCUUUGUUGGAACGAGCGACGGAGCUGAAAAGGAAGGGGCCAAAGAUGGAGACACCAGAUGUUAAAGCGGAGCGGGAAGGCGUUGUCGACGGCAGUAUCGACAUUGCGACCAGGAAGGAGAACCCAGCCGCUAAUGAUGGGGAUGUUCCUCCAAUUAAAAGAGAGGAAAGAGGAAAUGGGUCGACGAUUGCUGGGACCAAAGAGAAAGGGGAUGCGAAGGAUGUAUCACGAUCGGCUUCAGAGGCUUUGGGGGAAACUUCUGAGGGCAUCGUACCUGCCGUGGUUUUCAAGAAGCGCAAACCGAAGCAUGCCAGGUGAUUUUGUUAAUUCGACUGGCUACGUAACAACGUUCGCAUAUCUCUAUUUACUUGGAUGAAAUUGACCUCCAUUCCCCGGUCAAAGAUACUACGACGUGCCCGUACCUUCAUGGUAUAUAGCAAUGGGGCUAGAACCCCAUAACCUGGGGACGUGUCCACGGCGCUUCGAUUGUCCACUCCUGGGCUAUACCACUUGACUAGACGCCUCCCUAUUGUAACAAACGCAAGACAGUUUUCGAGCUUUC
Molecule: messenger RNA, 1226 nt
Organism: Histoplasma capsulatum G186AR
Lineage: Eukaryota; Fungi; Ascomycota; Eurotiomycetes; Onygenales; Ajellomycetaceae
Product: U1 zinc finger domain-containing protein
Exons: 2
Coding region: 41-982 (313 amino acids)
Biological process (GO): mRNA splicing, via spliceosome
Cellular component (GO): precatalytic spliceosome
Molecular function (GO): zinc ion binding; RNA binding
Source: RefSeq, a predicted model, not a curated record